This is a messenger RNA of Dreissena polymorpha, 2460 nucleotides long. RefSeq lists its product as uncharacterized. The transcript has 2 exons. The record is from RefSeq and is a predicted model, not a curated record. Bases 831 to 2360 code for a protein of 509 amino acids. Lineage: Eukaryota; Metazoa; Mollusca; Bivalvia; Myida; Dreissenidae.
UCAACAGGAUUCAUCACUGCGCAGAUCACUGUUUCAAAAAAAGCAAUUUUUUUUGCUUUAUUGUGAAUAUUUGGACUUUUGGGUUCCGAGUAAACCGUAUCAUAGCAGAUUUUGCUUUAUCUUUACUCUGUUUAACAGGGGUUUUAAACGGUACAGAUAAUUUCGAUAAAUAUAUAAAGAUACAUUUUUUCCUUUGUUGUGUUGACCUACUUUCGUAGUGCCGUAGCGUCACUUCUUAAUUUUUCACUGAAUAGUUCUGUGAGCGAAUAUUUCAUUUAUUAUGGGUGUUAUUUGCUUUACAGCUGACGAAUAACGUCAAAUAUAUUAUUUUAUUGAUUGGUGCGUUCAUUAAUUUUAAUCAGCAUCCCUUUUAUCUUUGUUUUUAUGUAUAGCGUGGUUGACCUACUUUCAUAGCGUGGGUACGCUAAUUUGAUAGGAUACCAAUAGCAUCUCUUUUGUGACAAGGAUUUGUACAAUGUCUACCUCAGUUUUGUUGCUGGGGCACUCGUUUGUUAAACGUUUUCACUUCUGGUGUGCCUCAAAUCACAAACAUAAUUUAAAUUUAUCCUCCAAUAGGAUACAAAUUUACUGGCAUGGUGUAAGUGGAGGAAUUCUCCUGCCAACAAACAAAUCCAAGUCCUUGUCACAAGCUACAUACCUUGUCUCUGAGCUAAACAUUGAUGUUACUUUUGUAGAAGCUGGAAGUAAUGAUCUGUGUGAUUUGUCCUUGUCUGUUGAAGGCAUAAUGCAAGCUUUGUUUGAUCUUGCAGCCACAAUUCUUAAUUCUGGAAGCAAACUGGUGAUCAUUGCGGAAAUACUGCAAAGACGAAAUGACAACAUGUUUAAUAUGCGUGCUCGCCAGGCAAAUGCUCUCAUUUCAGCACAUUGCAGAACGUCUCGUCAACUUAUUUUCUGGACUCACUCACGGAACAAUUUUAACUUGCGCUUUACAGAACAUUUUGCUGCUGAUGAUGGUGUACAUGUCCAUCCUACCCGGGGCAUGCCACGAUAUUUUAUGUCUGUGCGCAGUGCUUUGCUUUUUGCUGAACGCAGGCUUCCAUUGGCAGAGAAUCAAGCUGAGUCUGUUUAAAAUAUUGCUUUCUCAUUUUAAGUUAUUUUCUCCAUUAUUUGACAUUGUGGUGCAAUAUUUUCAGACAACAUUUUGUGAGCUGUAUCGGGAGUGUUGGGAACAGCAGCGUGGAAGUCUGUUCAAAGGUGUCCAUCAGUCCCUGCUCAGCCUGUUCAGUGUUGGAAGAGUAUUCCAUCUGUACUCUCAGUGGUCGAGUAUCCAAAAUCGAGGCGCAAUGGGAAAAGCUGACCCACGGACAGCGAAAGGUGGCAAACGGAAGGCCAGCAGGGCAGCAUCUCCAGAAGAACCAGCCCCCAAACAGAACAGACUUGCAACGCUGAUAGCUGAGGCCAUAUCCCAAGACAGGGAAGUUCUGGAAGAAAUACAGACUCUUCUGACUGCUCCUACUGAGCCCACGAGAAAGCCGGAUGGAACCUCUUCAGCCAUUUCCAUAUCAGAGACUGAUAACAUCAGUGAGGAGUCGGAUGAUGUAUCCUCAGUCCUGGCGAUGUCUAACUUUGGCGACGGCCCUUCAACUAGUUCAGCCGCCGACAUUAGUUUAGGUGUUUUUUCUGUUGUUCAUCCACCUCUAGACCAAAACACUAUGAAUAAGAUUGUUAAUGGGGAAUACGUUGAUUUUCCAUCACUAAUCUUCAAAGAUCAAAAUCAUGAAACAACAACCAUUCACAAAACUCAAUCUUCUACAAUCACAUCAACGCACAAGGCUAGUCGGAAGCAACUUCACAACAUCCAUCAAUGGAAUGAAGCAUUCCAAAUCUACUCCGACAUAUACACCCAGAAAUACCCAACACAAGCCCCCCAUCUUUUCAGGUACAUGACCAUAAUUCAAAGACUGUCCAACAGCACCCGCGCCUGGUUGACCUACGACGAAAAGUUCCGUCGUCUAAGGGCUGCGUGCCCCUCUAUUCCAUGGGGUACUGUCCACAUAGAAACCUUUCUCUUCUGUACGACACUGGGUCAAAGCCAGCCCUUUCGGACCACUGCAACACCAUCUUCAGGCUUCCGGUCUUUCUCAAACAGGCCUAACAAGUCUCCCUUCUUCAGGAGAGGCUACUGUUGGGAUUUCCAACAAGUGGGUUCAUGUGAACGGCCCAGAUGCACACAAGCACACCGAUGCGGAGGUUGCGAGGGCCCACAUGGUGCCUUCCAAUGCAACCAGCCAUUCCUCAAACCUAAACGUAACAACUUCGCCAGUCCUUUCACUCCCAAACCAUCUUCAUUCGGAAAGCCAACAACGUCCCAGCAGCAGCAGCAACAGCAGCAAAAGUAAAGCACCAUUUCCACUUCCAACACCUAUCAUCCUUGAUAAACUUCAUCCACUAUUGAUAGGGUAUGACCCUAGCCUUUCAUUGUUCUUAACCAGGGGUUUC